Molecule: messenger RNA, 10869 nt
Organism: Pectinophora gossypiella (pink bollworm)
Lineage: Eukaryota; Metazoa; Arthropoda; Insecta; Lepidoptera; Gelechiidae
Product: non-canonical poly(A) RNA polymerase protein Trf4-1-like
Exons: 9
Coding region: 139-1830 (563 amino acids)
Biological process (GO): RNA 3'-end processing
Cellular component (GO): TRAMP complex; nucleolus
Molecular function (GO): poly(A) RNA polymerase activity; mRNA binding
Source: RefSeq, a predicted model, not a curated record
UUUACGCGUGUCGUCCAUGUUACGAAUGUGGUGUGACUUAUUUUUGUUUUGUGAUAAUUUUCAAUGUAAUUUUAUAAAUAUAAAUGUGAAAUGCUACAGUAUGUGUCAUCCCAUAUAGUGGAACCUUGCUCCGGCUGAAUGGAUCCCGCCGUCGCGUGGUAUCAGCCCGAGCAGGAAGGACCAGCGAAGCGCCUGUGGCUUCGUAUUUGGGAAACUCAAAGUGAAAUAGAAAGAAUGAACUUAAAAAAUUUAGAAAACGCUAACCCAAAUGCGAAUAAAGCGCAAGACUUUAUACCUAUAAACGAUGUGAAUGGUGAAAAUAGGAAUAAUAACUACUUCAACCCCGCGCGUAGGAAAAUGAACGAUAACCGUGCGUCGACUUUUAACCUGAACAAGAAUCACGAUGCGCUUAUAGGUGAAUACGGAGGGUGUCCGUGGAGAGUGCCCAACUAUGCUUACAAGCCUGGGAUCUUGGGGCUCCACGAAGAGAUCGAGCACUUCUACAUGUACAUGUCUCCAACCGAGACUGAGCACCUGGUCCGGACGACGGUGGUGAACCGGAUCCGGCAGGCCAUCCUCACACUGUGGCCGCAAGCCAGGGUCGAGGUGUUCGGCUCCUUCCGCACCGGCCUGUAUUUGCCCACCAGCGACAUUGAUCUGGUUGUCAUAGGACAAUGGGAGAAGCUGCCACUGUGGACACUAGAGCGCGAGCUGGUCGGCCAGGACAUUGCUGAGAAGGAGAGCAUCAAGGUUCUGGAGAAGGCAACGGUGCCCAUCGUCAAGAUGACCGACAAAUACUCGGAUGUUAAGGUGGAUAUAUCUUUCAACAUGAGCAGUGGUGUUAAGAGCGCGGAACUUAUCAAACAGUAUAAGGAAAAGUAUCCGUGUCUCUCUCGCCUUGUGAUGGUAUUGAAACAGUUCCUACUCCAACGCGACCUGAACGAGGUGUUCACGGGAGGGAUAUCCUCUUACUCCCUCAUCCUGAUGUGCAUCAGCUUCCUCCAACUGCACCCCAGACCGGAGAGGCUCAGGCAGCCUCAGAAUCUAGGGGUGUUGUUAGUGGAAUUCUUUGAACUGUACGGAAGGAAGUUUAACUAUGUGAAGACGGCGAUCAGAGUCAAGAAUGGGGGGUCCUAUGUUUCUAAGGAUGAUAUUCAGAAGGAAAUGAACGACGGGCAUAGACCGUCACUGCUCUGUAUAGAAGACCCUCUCACGCCCGGCAACGAUAUCGGACGAUCCAGCUACGGCGCUAUUCAAGUCAAACAGGCAUUCGACUAUGGCUACAUAAUCCUUCAGCAAGCGGUCGCGCCCCACAACGUGCAGCUGCUGGCGCGACACAGCGUGCUCGGCCGCAUAGUGCGCGUGACCGACCACGUACUACAAUACCGGCGCUGGGUGCGCGACACAUUCGAGCCGUAUUUCUUCCCACAGCGGGCCCCGAGAAGGCUCCGACCUAGUCGAGAGCCCUCUCCUGAGCCCUCUGAUAGUGACCGGGAGUGGUCGGACCGCUGCGGCUCCCCCGCGCGCACCUCCCCGCCGCCGCUGUCCGCGCUGCAGUGCUCCUCCCCCACGCCGCGGCGCGUGUCCGCGCACCAAAGCCUCAUUAUACACCACAUCACCUCCAACUCAGACUUCAACAAUAUUCCUUCAGGCGUAAUGCAACAACGCUUCGGCGGCGGCGACAACAACACGAAAUCCCGGACCCCGCGUUCGUUCUCGUCCAAGCAACGGCGGUACACGUCGCCGCCCGCGCAGCCGCGCGCCCGCGCCGACCCGCCGCCGCGACACAACAAGAAGCGGCGCCAGUACACGCAGCAGCCGCAGCGAUGAUACACGUGGCGCCGCGCCGACGACCGAGGGUGGUAACGUGACGUGCGACAUGUCACAAAAGUAUGCUAAUUUAUGACGAACGUGUGAGUCUUGUCACAGAUACGUGGCAAUUUGUCGCAAAUACGUGAUAAUUUGUCGCAAAUACGUGAUAAUUUGUCACGGAUAGGUGAUAAUUUGUCAUGAUUGCGUAGUAACUUGUCACGAAAACGUGGUGACUUGUCACGAAAACGUGGUGACUUGUCACGAAAACGUGGUGAUUUGUCACGACUACGCGAUAAUUUGUCACGACUUCGUGAUACCUUGUCACGGAAAUAUAAUAAUUUGUGAUGAGAUACACAAAACUUAUCGAAUCGUCUGAAAAUUGGUGAUAACUUCUCUAUGUGACUAAUGCAUAUUCGUUUUUGACAUUACUCUGCGGAGUUACUAAUGUUACUCUGUUGCAUAAAAUCAGAAAUUAGUCUUUCAUAAGAGUAAUAAUUAAUUGAGAUAGAGGCGCAGUUGGUCACAUAGGGAUGUUACAAAGUUACCACACUACUCGAUACUAUUGUGACGCGACGGUACAAGAAAACCAAGAAAACAUAAACUUAAAUUUAGUAAUAGCAAGACUUCUGACGACACCAAUAUUACCUAUAACCAGCUCCCUUGGUUGGAUCGUGGGACGUUCGACUGAGCGUUCAGUGUGACUGGGACACGUCUUGCGUGGGUUUGUCACAUUUACGUGACUGACGUUCGCGUUUGCGUGACUGUAACAUUUAAGUGUGGUUUUGUGACGUUUGCGUGACUGACAUGCACGUGUGAUUUGGUGACGUGUGUGGGUUUUUGUGACGUUUUGCGUGGCUGUGUGACGUGGAGUAUAGUUGAGGGAUGUUAAGUGUGCUAAGUUAAUGACGUAGUUAAAGUAUCGGAGGAUUAGCUCUGAAAAACAAUACAAUAAUAGUACUCUGUGGUACGGUUACGAGCAUUGAUAUGUAUACACUUUGGUACCAUGUCACAUUAACUUUUUUGACAAAUUGAACUGUAAGUCUCACUAAAUGUCAAAUAUGUUAGUGCGACAGAGUCCUAAAGUGGGUACAUUAUAUUGCUCAUGACUGUACGACAAUGCGCGAAUUGCGGCUGGACAUUGCCUUAGUUUUGACGACAUGAUGUUCUGGGGGUUAAAGAGGCCACAUUGAAGCAUUUAAUCUAAAAUAGCAAUAUUGACAUUGCGCAUUUACUUUUAAGUGCACACGUGUCAAAGAUCAAUAUUUAGAUGAAUUGUUUGAAUGUGGCGUUUAGACCCCCGCUCGUAACAGCUUAAAGUUGACGUCAAACGUUCCAACCUCAAGUUGAGCUACAGAUCAAUAGACGCAUAUACAACAAAUAGCCUUAUUAUGAUUAGCUUCCAAUCACAAUUAAAUACUUACUUAGCGAUAGGUACCACCGGUAUACGACCAGAAAAUAGAAACGUUGUAACGGCUUCGCCAAAGAUUUACUUAGGGAAACGCUGUUAUGAUUUCGGGUUCAAUUCACUCCAUUUGCCGCUUUUACUUGGUAAGGGUUCUUUCUUAGUAAAGACCCUAUCUUGGUAAGAGCUCGCUGCCGGUAAGAAUCUAACCCGGUAAGGCUCUCACCCGGUAAGGCUCUCACCCGGUUAGGCUCUCACCCGAUAAAGCUCUCAACCGGUAAGGCGCUCACCCGGUAAGGCUCUCACCAGUUAAGGCUCUCAACCGGUAAAGCUCUAACUCGGUAAGGCUCUCACCUGGUAAGUCUCUCACCCUUAGGGCUCUUCUGGCAGAGAUGUCACGUUAUCGAGAAAUAUCUCCGUAAGGGCUCUCUUGGUAAUAGCUCUUUCGGUGGGAAGGCUCUCACCCGGUAAACUUUUUCGUGCAAUCGGUGUUAAAGUACAUAAUAUAGAAUGAAUACACGCGUUUCCCAUUUCACCGUGUUGGUAUCUUGUUCUGUGAUAUAAGUGCCUAAGGCGUGGGGUGCGGGCGGUAUUGUUGCAAAAUAAAACAUAUCCAAUAGUUGCAAUACAGUGCAGUUUACUUUGCACAGGUCAAUAUAGUUUUUAAGUUCGCGCAAUUGACGCCGGAAUGGAACAAUUUUUGUGUGUUUUGUUUAUAAAUCUGAAUUUGGGCUGUCAACGUAAGUAGGCGAUUCGCGUUUGUUGUGAACAUGUUCGCGCGAUUUCACACUAAGUGGUACUGUUUGAUUUUGCCGCUUUUUUAUUUCGAUAGAAGAAACUUUAGAUCUCAUUUGUUUUGUUUCAUUGAUAGAAAGUUUAAUAAUAUUUAUUAUCUUUUUUUCGUAUUUUUUUAUGUAGUUGUUUAGCUGAUUAGUUACAUUUAAAUUUUAUAAUUGUGUUUUUUGUUAUUUAUUUUAGUUUCAUCUUGAAUGUAGGUUUAAAAGUCGGUCACUGACACGACUAUAUAUGAAAAGUUAUUACAGCCCUACUACAGUAACUUAACAAAGAAUAAUACUACAUAUAGAACGGUAACUCUGCGCCCCGCACCAAAUCGUAUCGGAGACCGACCUCACCCCCUCUGGGUCUUAAUUUAGUCCUAGUCGUAAGCUGCUAAAAGAGAGCGCGCGAGGUGUCUGUCUCACUCGCAUAUACUUAGAUUUUUGUAUGGAAUGUCCGAGGUGCGCUAUAGUAGCAUCGACACACAAAAUUGUUCCACUUCACGUCGCAAUUGUACAAUAAAAAGAGAAAAUAAGUAACUCAAGUUCCUGUAAAUGUUGUUAGUAGUCACGCUAGAUGUCGCUGUUCAUAAUUAAUAUUAGACGCCAUAGCCUUUCACGACUCCGCUGCCACUCAACUAAUAGAAUGCCGUUCAAAUAUGGGCUUUGAGUCGUGGUCUUGCGAUAUAGUUUAAUAUUGGUGCUGAUUCCAGUACACACCGUCUAAUUUUAUUUUAAGUUAUACCUGUCAUUUUCUUAUCCGCCGAAAAGGAAAGGGACGGGUAAUCGACAGGCGUAAAAUUACGGAACACGUCAAUUUUAUGUAAAAAUUGAAACAAGCCUCGUAAAAUUUUAUAUUGACAAAUAACCCGACAGAAUUAAGUUAACAGCACAAGUCUAACGGGUUACAUACAGCGAGAUGCCUAUUUUAUUCGCCCGAGUUAUUCAUUCACUUCGGCGGAUAAGUAAAUGACAGGUAUAACUUAAAAUAAAAUUAGAUGGUGUCUGCAGGAAUCGGGGCCAUUGACAACAUAAAUCAGCAGGCAGCUCGGUGUCAGAAAACGCCAUGCCAUCAGAAUGCUCGGCAGUUGACCGCCAGCAGUCGUUUUAGUUGUUGGGGCAGAGUGGAAUUUUUUUUACCUUUGAUGGGUUUGCUCUUGGCCCCAGACUUGACCGAAGGCAUUGACGAGGCCUAAGAUGGAGCGAGCUCGCCCAGAAGGUGCCUGUUCACUCUGGCCUUGAAAGCACCCGGGUUAUAUGCAUAAGUGGAGUGUAGGAGGAGUAUGACCAGCGGGCUUAGCACCGUAAGCACGCGACUCUUUCUCGCCGCGACGGAGAUCAUAUGUCUCUCUUUCUGUGCAGUACUGUGACAUCAUCAUCACUGUGAGAGAGUGAAGGGUGAUGUAUGUCGAGGCGAGAAAGAGUCGCGCGCUUACGGUGCUAAGCCCGCUGAACACUGCCUGCGACUUAUAAGGACCCUCUCAUUUCUCACUAUAACUUAUCCUCUUGUGUGAUUUACAAGGUCGAUGACCUACUUCACCAAACCUGGUGUCAAGGUGACUCGGCCGCCAGAGAUAAAAAAAACAACUCAACUACAAAAUAUUUAGAAAAAUAUGUUAAAAUGGCGUAUAGUAAGAUGUAUACAAUAAAUUAACUGUAUAAACUAGUGGAUCUCUUGUUAGUGACUUAGAAUAGAACUUUCGAGAGGGCGUCUACAAUAUUCGUGAGGGAAUAAAUAAGAAUAUAAAUAUUCGUAUAAUAAUAUAUUAUAUAACAUUAUUAGUAUAACAUUACUUAAUAAUGAUGAGAAGCAAAAUAAAGCUGUAUAUAAAAGCAGCUGGGUGUCAUCUGUAUAUUUUUACUUGUCGUAUUUGCAUUCUUCGAAAUAAAUAAAUUACAAAAUUUUCUUUAUUUAAUUUAAUACAUAACAUAAACAUACAUACUUAAACUGCCUAUAUACGUCCCACUGCUGGGCGCAGGCCACUCAAUCAACCGGAGGGGGUAUGGAGCAUACUCCACCACGCUGCUCCUACCCACGCAGUGGGUUAAUUAAAAAAAAAAACUUAUUACUUACUGUUUAUUCUAUUAUUAAAAAAUCCCAUCCCUUUGAAAUAUCAAUGAUGAUAAUAGCACUGACAUUCGAGCGCCAUGUUGCUUUUAAAGACAAGUAAAAAAAAAAUAGAUGGCACUUAUUAAUUAGCCCAAAAAGUGGGGAAAUUCAAUACGAACUCUACGCUUAGUUAUACUAUAAUGUUAUACAAAUACUUAAACAAAUAUAUACAUAAAGGAAAAAAAUAUAAAAUAAAAAAAAAAAAUCGUUAGGCUGACGCGUUGUUGACGUUAAAAAAUUUGAAAAAAAUCUACAAUAAAAAGGAGAGUGGUAUCAUCAAAGUAAAGGUGUUAAUUUUAAAUUAAAAGUAACAAACCGAACAAUCGAUAAGCAAUAAUCAAUGUUUACAUUACAAGCUGCAACCAAUCAGAGGUAUCGAUGGCGCGAUAGAACUCAUCUGUGAUUGGUCAGAGCAACGCGCCCCCGCACCCCAGCGUUACCAUGGCAACACAAUGCUUUCGCAAUAAAUUGAACAGCAGUCGACUGUCUUGUAUAUAUUAUAUUAUGUAAAUAUAAUAUUAUUGUUAAUUAAUAAAUAUAGUGCUGUGACUGUUAUAUAGACCUAGAAUUAAACUGUAUAAAAAUAGUAUUAGGUUAGUGUUCAUUUUUUAUACUCUUGCGUUUUGGCGGCUUCGACGCAAUAUUAAUGAACUGUCGCUUAUCAGGAGAAAUGAGAGGAAACGUAUGAAAUUCCUGUUAUAUUUAGGACAUAAAUGGCUACUGGUUUAAACCAGUUUAGAACCAAAAAAGACGUGUGGAUGAAUAUACUCUCGUGAUCACAACAAUAAACAGUAUAGGUUCAUGCCACCCACACAAUAUUACUAAGAAUGAUUGGAAAAUCAAUACAUAAUUUAAAUAAAUAAGGACAUGGUGCUAUUUCUGUAGACACUAUCUAAGUUUAUUUUAAGUUAUUACUUACAACUGUCAUUUUCUUAUCCGCCGAAAAGGAAAGGGACGGGCAAUCGACAGGCAUAAAAUUUUAAGAGCACAUGUCAAUUUUAUGCAGAUAUAAAAAAACCCUCCCUUUUGUAUUGGCCAAUAACCCGACAGAAUUUAAUUGAAAGCAUACGUCAAACUCGCCCGGGUUAUUCAAUCAUUCACUUUUAAUUAACACUUGUCAAUCAUCCGUCUCUUUCCCUUUCGGCGUAUAAGAAGGGUAUAACUUAAAAUAAAAUUAGGAGGUGUCAGUAGGAAUUCGGGCCAAUGACGAGUUGUCCAUGAAAAGGUUUAGUACGAUCUUCUCUGAACCGGCGUGCGUGUAUGAAACGAUUGAUAAACAUGGAGGAAGCAAGAGAAGUGUGUCAGGAUCGUAGCAAAUGGAAUUCCAUAGACUGCUUACUCUUUAGCUCUGGGAAAUAAGCGUGAUUUUAUGUAUGUAUGUAAAGACAAUUGAUUAUCCAAUAAAGUAUGUGCCAGCUUACUUCUUGCCAUAUCAUUUUCAUCAGCGUGGUGAAAGAAUUGUCCAGUAGGCAUUCCUAAUAAGUACUGUGGUGUAUGUGAUUCCCUAUAAUGCGUUUUGGAGUGUGUGACGUAACCUGUAUUGGGCUGGUUUUCCGUUCGCGGGUGGGAAGUUCAGACAGGCAGUCGCUUCUGUGAAAAUCCGGACCUGUCAAAUCUUCAGGUUAGGUAAACGCUAUGGAGAAAAAACAGGGAGAUAGUACUGUGGUGUAUGUGAUGAUGUAUGAAUUUAGUAGGAGCGCAGUGGUUCAGAUAAUUGAGACACAGGCACGAUUCACGUUGUAUUCACUUUGAAAAAGAAAAAGAUGUAAUAAAACAAAACAAGAGAUAAAACUUCUUCCAGAGGUCUAACGGACCUCCAUAGACGAAAUGAUAGCCCGAAUAGAGAAAAUGUGUCUGUCCAACCUCGAUCAACCGACGUGUUCUCAAAGAAUUCGAAAUUCAAAAAUUCAAAUAAAAGCAACAUAAACUAACCGACGGCCAGUAUCACAUUUCCUAGUUAUUCAUUCAUUCAAUAAACCUCAUUUAGACGAUUCCAAUAACCUAGAUGCACUUUGAAUUCUGGAAACAUCUAUGAGUAUAUUCAUCUUACAUUUUGACGAAUAGCUAAGCUAGCUAUAGAGCUAUUAAGCCAUAUACUGGUUUGGUAAGACCCUUGAUUGACAAUGUUUCUGAGGGUUAUACAUAAAAUUGUAGGCCAAUAUGUCGGAUCAUAUUUUAUGUGCUCUGCAGCGGUUAUGGCGAGCGAAGCACGACAGACGCGUGUCGACAAAUAGUCGCGACUUCUGCUGUCUACGUCGAUCGUUGCCUUUUACAUUAUACAUUCUACAUUCUUAUAUAAUAUCAACUGAUACUCUUAAGGAAAUAACUGCGGUCUUGUGGGUCACCGGGAGACGACCACAACGUCGGCUCAGACUCACCUACCGGACUGGCCACAUCGAAGCAAUUCAUUUAAAAAAGCAAUAUUGCAAUUUGGCAUUUUGCGCAUAUAAAAGUAAGUGCGCACUGCAAACAAAUGUCAGAUAGCAUGCUUUCUUAGAUGAAUUGCAGCGAUGUGGCCAUUUUAACCCCCCAGGUCAGAGCUCGUCGGGACGGGUUUCCACAGGUCUUCUAAGGACAUGACCAGUCCACCGCCAUUUCCGUGUGCAGAAUAAGACUUUCACAUAUCGUUAAAUCGAAGUCAAGUGAACUUAGUUCUUUGAAAGGACGUACCGUGCAAAUAUAUUUAUUUAACUUUAUUGUACAGUACGAGGUGUCAAGGCGAAGAGAAAAAUCAUUUUGAUUUGAUUUGAUUUUGAGAUAGAAGUGGCGACACGGGGCAGCUACAGGUUGAUACGAUAAUAUUGCGAGUUAUAAAAGAAAAAAAAGUUUUUUUUUAAAUAAUUUUUGAUGGCUACUUAUUAUCUAAAUAAAACUACGAAUAGGGUUACUAAAAACUAAAAAAAAUAUUAAUAGAAUACUUUUUCCUGCGUGGUGUGUCAGGUCCCAGUUUUUGGGUGAGUAGCACACUUCGGACUAUAGAAAAAAAAAUGAAAAUAAAAAACGUAUUUAUAUCUUUUCUGAGCGUUAAUUUAAAAUAAGGGUCCCAUUUUCUAACUUUUAUCAUAGUUACUUUAGUAAUAGUUAACCAGUGGUUAUAAUUAACCGGCUAGUCUUCGUUUAGUGUUAAUAUUUUAUUAUAUUUAAUAAUAAAUAUUAUUUAAAGAAACUUGUGAAACGGUCCGAUCCAACAUUUUAUUAUAAUUUGUAGAUUUAAAAGUACAAGGUAUAUUGCGGCUUUUUAUCCGUAAUGUACGUAGGCAUAAUGUACGGGACACAAAAAAAAAUGUCGGCAUUUGUUGGAUAUAGACUACAUAAAAACACUGCAAGAUUUUAAACUAUACUAUAGAAUAAAGAAUAAUACUACGCAUAGAACGGUAAUUCCCCGCCCCGCACUAAUUUGUAUCGGGCUCCGACCUCAUCCCCUCUGAGCCUUACGUACAUUACGACUCGGUCGGUUGGUGUCUCCUUCUGCAGGCCCACUCUAUAUUCGCUCGUUUAUACCGUAGGUUAAGGAAUAACACUACGUAUAGAACGGCAACUCUCCGCUCCCCACCAGCGGCUGAGCUAGGUUUACCUCACCCCCUCGGUCUUACUUUAGUCUUCGAUCGUAUGGCGUCGGACGCAGUGGCGACCCUAGUAAAGUAUUUAGGUGGUGCGAGGACUUAGUGGUGCCUCUCAGUCCCUCAAAAACAAAACCCAGUUGCUCCCCUCUAGAUACGGGGCUGUUGGCAGCGCCGUCUUAAACUAGGCUGGGGCUCUUGGGCACACAAGAAUUUGGGGCCCUUUUUACCGACUUCAAAAAAGGAGGAGGUUCUCAAUUCGACCGUAUAUAUUUUUUUUUGAAAGUAAAGAAGGCGAAUUGGAAAGUAAAAAAAGAAAAGCACUUACACUUUUUACUAAGUACCUAUGAACCCAUUUAUAGGUAAUCAAAUACAGCAUAAGUUUUUUGGUUUUUGGAAAAGUCGCAGUCGUCGAUAAUGGCGUAGUAUAUGAUAUGCCAUGUAAAUCUAACAUUCUGAUAAGAUUCCUGAUUUGUGAAAAAAAAGUGUAAUGUGCCUGACAAAAAUGUUUUGAGAAUAAAUGUGUGAGAGAAAUUGUGGAUCCUUCGGGGCCCUCCGAGAAUGGCCCUGGGCACGGGCCCCGUGUGCCCUUAUGGUGAAGUCGGUAUUGGCUGUUGGCCAGCGUGGACCAGUCUUGGUUGGUUUUGGCGCCCCCACUAUUCCGGCGCCCGGUGCGGUCGCACCGCUCGCACCGCCCUAGGGUCGCCACUGGUCAGACGUCACACACACAGAUGUGCGUGUACGAUAACGUCAAUGUGUAGUGUCCGUAGAACGAAGUGAUUUGUAUAAAGUGUCCCGGGUGUGGUUUAUACUUCACAUAGUUUGGGAAACGCAACAUUAGAGAUACAUUGCUUUUAUUUUAUAAAAUAAUUCUUAAGAUAUUUGUGAAAAAAAAAGCAAUAUAAAAAUAUAUCAACCUUCCCCGUACAAAUAUAGCAAUAUAUUAUUUAGAAAUUUACACUGGAUGUUGAGAAAAAUUAAUGUUUUUUUUUUAACCCGUUUAUGACUAGAAUAAUUAACAUCAAAAUUAAUCAAGUGAAAACUGAAACAUGCAUUUAGUCGUGUCAGACUGCUUUCGACAUUGGUUUUUAAAUUAAAAAGUGAAUAAACUUUAGUAAGUACUUAAAAAUUUAAACAUAAAAAUCAUAGACAGCCUAUGUACCCACUGCUGGGCACAGGCCUCCCCCCUAUCAACCGGAAGGGGUAUCG